GCUGGGGGGACCCCAGGACCAAAGCGCCGGGGGCGGAGCAGCGCGGUGCAGGCGGCUGGGCUCAGCCUUCCUCCCGCCUCUGCCGGUCCCUCUGCUGGACCCAGGGAGUCCGGAGCGAACACAUCAUGCAGGACACACAGGACAGCGACAUCAGCCUGGAGGGCUUGACCCGAGAGGGAGCCCCUGCGGACCGAGAGUGCCAGAGGGGACCGGAAACAAUCGUACACGAGGCACAGGACGCAGGAACCCCCAACUCAGGUGACGCCACCGGGGCUGUGGAUGGGGAGCGCGAGGCCACCAUGAGGGUCCCCGAGAAGUACUCGACGCUCCCAGCGGAGGACCGCAGCGUCCACAUCGUGAACAUCUGCGCCAUCGAGGACCUGGGCUACCUGCCGUCCGAGGGCACGUUGCUCAACUCUCUGUCCGUGGACCCUGACGCCGAAUGCAAGUAUGGCCUAUACUUCAGGGAUGGCAAACGCAAGGUGGACUACAUCUUGGUGUACCAUCACAAGAGAGCCUCGGGUAGCAGGACUCUGGCCAGGAGAGGACUACAAAAUGACAUGGUCCUGGGGACCCGCAGUGUCAGGCAGGACCAGCCCCUUCCCGGGAAGGGGAGUCCUGUGGAUGUGGGCUCACCGGAAGCCCCCAUGGAUUACCACGAAGAUGACAAGCGCUUCAGAAGGGAGGAGUACGAGGGCAACCUGUUGGAGGCAGGCCUGGAGCUGGAACGUGACGAGGAUACCAAAAUCCAUGGUGUCGGGUUUGUGAAGAUCCAUGCGCCCUGGCAUGUGCUCUGCAGGGAAGCUGAGUUUUUGAAACUGAAGAUGCCCACGAAGAAGGUGUACCACAUCAGUGAGACCCGAGGCCUCCUGAAAACCAUCAACUCCGUUCUGCAGAAGAUCACAGACCCCAUCCAGCCCAAGGUGGCUGAGCACAGACCACAGACCACAAAGAGGCUCUCCUACCCCUUCUCCAGGGAGAAGCAACACUUAUUCGACCUGACUGACAGGGACUCUUUUUUCGACAGCAAAACCCGGAGCACAAUAGUCUAUGAAAUCCUGAAGAGAACAACGUGCACCAAGGCCAAGUACAGCAUGGGGCAAGGAGAGGGAAGAAGGAAGGACUCUGCCCUUCUAAGUAAACGGCGGAAGUGUGGGAAAUACGGUAUCACCAGCCUCCUGGCCAAUGGCGUGUACUCAGCUGCGUACCCUCUGCACGAUGGUGACUAUGAAGGUGACAACGUUGAGUUCAACGACAGGAAACUCCUGUAUGAGGAAUGGGCAAGCUAUGGAGUCUUCUACAAAUACCAGCCCAUUGACCUGGUCAGGAAAUACUUUGGAGAAAAGGUUGGCCUGUACUUUGCCUGGCUUGGAGCCUACACCCAGAUGCUCAUCCCUGCCUCCAUUGUGGGUGUCAUUGUCUUUCUCUACGGAUGUGCCACCGUGGACGAAAACAUCCCCAGCAUGGAGAUGUGUGACCAGAGACACAACAUCACCAUGUGUCCUCUGUGUGACAAGACCUGCAGCUACUGGAAGAUGAGCUCAGCCUGUGCCACAGCGCGUGCCAGUCACCUCUUUGACAAUCCUGCCACUGUCUUCUUUUCUGUGUUUAUGGCCCUCUGGGCUGCCACCUUCAUGGAGCACUGGAAACGGAAGCAGAUGAGACUCAACUACCGCUGGGACCUCACGGGCUUCGAGGAAGAGGAGGAAGCUGUCAAGGAUCAUCCCAGAGCAGAGUAUGAAGCCAGAGUCUUAGAGAAGUCACUGAGAAAAGAAUCCAGAAACAAAGAGAAGCGCCGGAAUGUUCCAGAAGAACCGACCAACAAAUGGAAGCAGAGGGUUAGGACAGCCAUGGCAGGGGUGAAAUUGACUGACAAGGUGAAGUUGACCUGGAGGGACCGAUUCCCAGCCUAUUUCACCAAUCUUGUCUCCAUCAUCUUCAUGAUCGCAGUGACAUUUGCAAUCGUUCUUGGAGUUAUCAUCUAUAGAAUCUCCACAGCUGCAGCCUUGGCCAUGAACUCCUCCCCAUCUGUGCGGUCCAACAUCCGGGUUACAGUCACGGCCACUGCUGUCAUCAUUAACCUCGUGGUCAUCAUUCUGCUGGAUGAAGUUUACGGCUGCAUUGCCAGGUGGCUCACCAAGAUUGAGGUCCCGAAGACAGAGAAGAGCUUUGAGGAGAGGCUAACCUUCAAGGCCUUCCUGCUCAAGUUUGUGAACUCCUAUACUCCCAUCUUCUAUGUCGCCUUCUUCAAAGGCCGGUUUGUUGGUCGGCCUGGUGACUACGUUUAUAUCUUCCGCUCUUUCCGGAUGGAGGAGUGUGCCCCAGGCGGCUGCCUCAUGGAGCUCUGUAUCCAGCUGAGCAUCAUCAUGCUGGGCAAGCAGCUAAUCCAGAACAAUCUCUUCGAGAUCGGCAUCCCGAAGAUGAAAAAAUUCAUCCGCUACCUGAAGCUGCGCAGGCAGAGCCCCUCGGACCGCGAGGAGUACAUAAAGCGGAAGCAGCGCUAUGAGGUGGACUUCAACCUCGAACCCUUCGCCGGCCUCACGCCCGAGUACAUGGAAAUGAUCAUUCAGUUCGGCUUCGUCACCCUGUUCGUUGCGUCCUUCCCUCUGGCCCCACUCUUCGCCCUGCUGAACAACAUCAUUGAGAUCCGCCUGGAUGCCAAAAAGUUUGUCACCGAGCUACGGAGACCAGUAGCCAUCAGAGCCAAAGACAUCGGCAUCUGGUAUAACAUUCUCAGAGGUGUCGGGAAGCUGGCUGUCAUCAUUAAUGCCUUUGUGAUCUCCUUCACGUCUGACUUCAUCCCUCGCCUGGUAUACCUCUACAUGUACAGUCAAAACGGGACCAUGCACGGCUUCGUCAACCACACGCUCUCCUCCUUCAAUGUCAGCGACUUCCAGAAUGGCACAGCACCCAAUGACCCACUGGACCUGGGCUACGAGGUUCAGAUCUGCAGGUAUAAAGAUUACCGGGAGCCCCCGUGGUCAGAACACAAGUAUGAUAUCUCCAAAGACUUCUGGGCUGUCCUGGCCGCCCGGCUGGCAUUCGUCAUUGUCUUCCAGAACCUGGUGAUGUUCAUGAGUGACUUUGUGGACUGGGUGAUCCCUGAUAUCCCCAAAGACAUCAGCCAGCAGAUCCACAAGGAGAAGGUUCUCAUGGUGGAGUUGUUCAUGCGUGAGGAGCAGGGCAAGCAGCAGCUACUGGACACAUGGAUGGAGAAGGAGAAGCCAAGGGAUGUGCCUUGUAACAACCACAGUCCCACAGCCCACCCAGAGGCAGGUGACAGCAGCCCAGUCCCCAGCUACGAGUACCAUGGGGGCGCGCUGUAGCCAUGAUGGCAGGCCAGCAGGCCAGCAGGCUUCUGACCAUCACCAAGUGACCACUCGGUUUCCUCCAGAGCCAGUACUUCUAGCCCCACCAGGGCUUGUGGCUCUUGGGUCGUCUAGAUGUGUGGAGGGCCACUCUGAUGUGACAACGGUCUUCUUUCUUCUUUCUGUUUCUUCUCAUUUUUGCACAAGGCCAUUAUGCAGGGAAGUUUUUAUCUUUAGUAUUCAAUGCCAAGGAUGGCUGGUGAUGGGGAUGAACAGGGUGAGGGCAUGUUCCACAGACCUAUGAGGGAACAUAGAGACCCCCACCCCAACCCCCCGCAUCAGUAAGGAGCCAAGGUCCAGAGUCAGCAUCCUUAGUCUGAAGGAUGCCCUGGGAUAGAUGCAGAAUGGUGUCCAGGAACCUGCUAACAUUUUGCAGAAGGAUGAACGACUUAGAUUUCUAAAGAUGUUACCUGCUCUAGUUGGACAAGCUGGAAGACUCCACUGUCUUUCCUUCUGGGAGCUCAGAAGUUCAGGCCCAGGGUCAGAAAUAAGCCUGGCCUGGCCACCCACAGAGCACACACACACACACACACACACACACACACACACACACACACACACACACACAGUGGCUUCACAUUCUGCUCCAGUAACCAAGGAGUACAGGGGCCCCAGUUGACCAGCGCCCUUGGCAUCCCUGGCAGGCUCCACACCAGCCACUCAAGGGCCCCUCACAUGAGGCUGAUGUCCUCCUUGUGAGACAGGCUGUGGUGACGGGCAGGACAUCUUUAAACAGGCUGGAGGGCUUCACCAAGCCCCAGAGCCUCUGUGGGCUCAUUUUUCGCUCUUUUAGACCAUCUAUUGGUUUUUGUCUAAAAAUCAAUAGUAUGAUGGAUUUGAGGGAUUUUCUUUCUGUAGCUCAAGGUGGAAGGAGUUUAUUUCAUUAGUUAGCCAAAUACUGAGAGGAAAUUAAAAUAUCGUUACUACCAAAGAUUUUUCUCAAUAAAAGCUUCUAUUUUGGUAACACACCUAUAUUUUCACUCAUGGGGAUAUGAGGUCCUCAGCACUUACCAUUGUAAUAGCUUCGAAAACAAGCCUCGUGGGCCAGCUUCUUUGGAUGUGCUAGCCAGCUGUGCAAAGCCUCUCAGCACCAGUGCCAGCAGGGCCUCGCCCAGGCUGGAAAAGGCAACUCCUUCUCUCGUCUGAGGGCGCGGCAGACAGUCCUGCAGUUGGCAGCUGGGGUCCAAGUCUUGGGCUUCAAAGGUUUUCACUGUUGGCUAAAAUCAUGAGAUCUGAUGCUUCUGUCUUCUUCUGUGCAGUGACGUGGUUUCCGAUGAUGUUUUGUAUAUAGCUACCGUAUCCAAAAUUAGAUAAUUACCAAAAAUUCUUUUACAGAAACCAUUUUUUAAAAAAAAAACAAAACUGAAUGUAUACACACCCACAGGAGUCUGUGGCUGAGCGUUCAUCAAAAUAAAUUUGAAUACACAA
This is a messenger RNA of Rattus norvegicus (Norway rat), 4796 nucleotides long. It is a transcript of the gene Ano1, whose product is annotated as anoctamin 1. Gene Ontology annotation, biological process: trachea development; glial cell projection elongation; protein localization to membrane. NCBI's taxonomy places the organism in Eukaryota, Metazoa, Chordata, Mammalia, Rodentia, Muridae. The record is from RefSeq and is a predicted model, not a curated record. Gene Ontology annotation, cellular component: apical plasma membrane; glutamatergic synapse; presynaptic membrane. Gene Ontology annotation, molecular function: chloride channel activity; intracellularly calcium-gated chloride channel activity; protein homodimerization activity.